Molecule: messenger RNA, 6439 nt
Organism: Capsaspora owczarzaki ATCC 30864
Lineage: Eukaryota; Filasterea; Ministeriida; Capsasporidae
Exons: 9
Coding region: 68-6367 (2099 amino acids)
Cellular component (GO): peroxisome
Source: RefSeq, a predicted model, not a curated record
CAAGUUCCAGUCUCCUUUGAGUUUCCAUUGAGCCGACGAAUCAAACGGGUCGCUCUCUCCCAUCCAAAUGUCAUCUGCCUCGUCAGGCUCCCCAGGCAGCCACAGUAGUGCUGGAGCCGGAGCUGGAGCUGGAGCUGGAGCUGCAGCGGCCUCAAGCCCAGGCUCAGCGGCAGGGGCUGUGAUUGGGGCUGGCUCGGGCGCAGGCUCCAGCUCAAGCUCGAGCACUGGCGCAACCGAGCUCCAAGUCACGGUGGGCCAAGUCCGGAUGUCCGUUCGCGACACUUACUUUUUCAAGCUCGAGCUGGCGCUUGCCGACGGGUCGAACGUCAUUCCUGCGUCUCACUCGCGCACGGACGUUGUACGGGACACGGAUGCACCAAUCUUCCGUCGCAGUGGAUUCUCAUUCCGGUUGCCAGCGCACAAUUUCAGUGCGAGUGUAUCAAGCUCGGCUGGCUCGGCGCCGAGUGGUAGUCUCAUGACGGCGGCUGGAUAUGCUGCCGCACAAGCUACUGCCGCGACUGCGACGCUCGCAGGCAUAUCCCCAAUGUCGGGUUCAAUGAAUCCUGGCACGAAUGGCGGAGUUGCUGUUGCUGCUGCUGCUGCGCCAAGCCAAGGCGUAUCCAAUCCAUUUGGAGCACUGCCGCUCUCGCCCAAAGAUGCUGCGAUUCUGUCCACUCUCCAAGGAGCAGUGCUUCUGGUGGAGGCGUGCACAGUCGCACUACCACACAGCGGGUCGCAAGAGUCCAGUUCAGUUGCGACAGCUGUCCCCAAUCCAUUCAAUACAUCCAGUACAUCGGCAUCGGGUGCCGCGGUAGCUUCUGCGAAUGGCGCUGUCGUGCCUGCCAUCGCCGUCACCACCUCUGCCACCCCGGCAACAUCAACACCGACAGCAAGCAUGCCCAUACCAUCAUUGACCGCAGCCUCCGCCAUUGCAUCCGCAGCUGCUGCGACCGGCGUCUCGCCACUGCCCGGCGCGAGCACUGGACCCGUAUCGCCGGUGCGCAGGGUUGCCUCUCACGCCUUUCCACUCUCCAAGAGUCUGCAAGACCUGAUAACAAAGCAGCGGACCACGCUGACUUUGCAGCUUCUCGACGAGCGAGCUCAGAACAAGGGUUACGCUGCCGCUGCAGGAUUAAACUUUCAUGCGACCUCGCCAUUGCCCGGUGCUCAGCCUAGCCACCCCAUGGCCUACGGCCUGCCAGGUGGAAUGUUUGCGAGCACCAACAGCAGCACGAGCAGCACCCCAACGAGCUUUGGCAGCAGUCUGGCCAUUCCUCGAGGGGCAAACUACUCCUUGUCACCUUCACCGACCUUUGCCUUGCCUCACGAACGAAGCCCAGGCGGUGGAAGCAGCGGAAGCGACCGCUCCGCUUCCCCACUCUCUCCUCCUCGAGAUGCGCACAGCGCGUACCACCAUCCUCACGGUUCGGCCCAGGGCGGUAGUCAAAUUCCGGAUGCUCUGCAUGUCCCGGUCAUCAGUGGGGAGCAUCUCAUCUCCCCGCGAGAGCCGCUCGUCUACGAAGGCGUGGUUGAGCUCGAGCUGCAGCUUGUGGAGGUGCUGGGCCAUGCGAGCUCGUCGCGGGCCACGGCAGCAGCAGCAGCAGCAGCAGCAGCAGCAGCUGCUGCCGGCACUCCGUCCAACUUGUCAAGUGCAGUGGCGAAUGCCACCAGCUCGGGUGUGUUUGGAGGUCGCGGAGGCUCGCCGCGUGGUUUGAUGUCGCCCGUGAUUGACCCAAACCCCGCACCUAGCAGCACACGCUCCAGCUUCACCCAAUCCAGCCAGAGCACUCCGACCCACGCAAGCUUUACGUCGAGCUCGUCUGGAGUCGCAGGCGGUGCACCUGCUGGCCGCACGAGCUUCUCAUCGCGUUCCAGUUAUGUCGCCGGGGGUGGAUCAGCUUCACAGCAGCAGCCUUCGAGCAUGAGUCCUGCGUUCGACCCGUCGAGCCCAACCAAGGCUGGUCACGCGCACUCUGGCUCUCCAGUGUACCAUUCUCAGCUGCCCGGGUCGUCCAAAGCCUCCCCUUCGAUGGCCGAGGUGGAUGUAUCCACUGUGGGCACAGCCUUGCGCUAUUCGGCCAGCUCUCCGCGAGACAAUCGGGCCGAUUCCAGCAAGCGCUCGCACAGUCGCACAGGCUCCACCGAAUCUUCUGCCCGCCUCUCCUUCACGUCCGCUCACAAGUACGGCAUGUCUGAUACUGGCUCGCCAUCGUCCUCAUCGCAGCAACAACAGCAGCAGCAGCAGCAACAACAGCAGCAACUGCAGCAACAACAGCAGCAAUUUUCAUCCCAGCCACCAACACCCACUCGGCGGAGCUUUUCUUCCACCAAUCGCGGCUCCCCUGCUCCUGGUUCCGAAUCUUUUGGCGGCAACUCCUCAGCUCCCUCCUCCGAUAUGCGGAAGAGUUUCAACAUGCAGCGACCGCGGCAAGUUGGGACCAAACUUCCUGCCGCUUUGACCUUGUCGAGCGGUAUGAUUUCGCCUGGCGGGCCACAGCCCCCUACUCCGACGACGCCUUCCCUUGCCAGUCAAUCUCCAAAUAUGUUUGGCAGCACAGAGGCGCUGAACAGUGGUCGCGCAAGCGUUUCUGGCAGCAACCGUUCCAGUGUUACUGAAUCGCGCUCGACCAUUUCUGGUCCCGCGCGCAAAUUUAACACUCGACAGCGAGCGCUGACCGAUGCCGCAAAUGUCGGACCACCCACUGUCAUUCUCAACGCAAACGGAAUGCCCAUUGGUUUGAGUCCGGGCCAGUCAACGACUGGCGCUCAGCUGACCGUGCCAGCCCAGGCGAUGGACACCAUCUCCCCAACCUCAUACAGCGCAGACGACUUUGCUCGAACAUUUCAUCGAGCUCACACGGUUGCCCCUCAAACGCGAGACAUUGUUAUUGUCAUUCAUGGAGCCCGGCAUCUCCCUGCAUUUGGAGAAGCUGGAGACCAGUAUCCCGCGGCAUUUGUCACUGCUAAAACUCAGCAAGAAGCUCAAGAUCGGCUUCCUGCGCGUUCUGCCACCCAUGCGUCGGAGCCAUCUCGGUCGCCCAUUUGGGAUGAGGUAUUGGUCGUCAGCGUGUCGGAGGAGAGCAUUGCGAAAGGCGAAGGGGUGGUUUUGACCGUCGCCGACAACACGACCAAGCGGUAUCUCGCCAAGUUCCUCCUGCCUGUUCAUCGCCUGUUCCCUUUCCAUCAAUAUCACUUGGAUCUUGUCGCUCCAGUCAGCUCAACGUCAUCGAAUGCGCCGCGUCCGGUGUUGAGUGUUAUCGUGACUUCCAAACCUGCAGAGACUUCCUCUCCUGUUCAAAUUACGCUGGAAGUGCUGCUGAAGGGAUUCCAACGCACCAUCCAAACAUCAGAGCGAAUUCUCGCCGCCGCCAAACUUGUCAAGGAUUCCAGACAGUACGUGCACCGGGUUGCGAACAAAAUGUUCUCCAAUCCAGAUGGGUUGCCCGCUCUUCCAGUCCAGCGAUUGGAAUUCCCUGGCUACGAUCCCGAAUCUGCCUUUGACGUUGCCCUGCACAAGACUGAGCAUGACGUUUGUGCAUCUCAAAUGACGCUUCCUGUCGGCCCCACCGAUCUUCCGUUCUGGAACCACGUCUUUUUGUUCACUCAAGCCGAAAGCGAAAUUUUCGUCGAGUCGGCCGCGCUCGUCAUUGAGUACUACCAACUCCCAACAGACAGCUCAGCAGACUCCUCGGGCUCGUGGACAACAGACAACGUUCCAUGGGAUGCUUGGAACUAUGUUGGAUACAGCUUACUUCCGCUUGUCGCUGAGCGUCAUCGCGAACUGGACCACGCGUUCCAGUCGGCGAAUCUUGAAGGGUCGCUCUCUCUACCUGGAGCCGCAGAGGCCGGAAGCGAUGCCUCCAGUGCACACGCUGCUACUUCUGGCGCGGUCAGUUACGAGAAUGUCGGAGUGCGUCUAGUCAACGAGGAAAGCGCUGCGCGACCCGAGACGUCGCUUCCAACUGUUGGUCUCGCCAUGAUGUUGCGCAAAGCAUUGCCCCCUUCGCCGUUUUCGCUGUCCAGCCCUUCGCCUCUUUCGGCCACUCGCUUGGCAGAUCGUCGAAAACGCCCGCUCUCUGUCGAAAUCUUCAAUCCUCCUUUCCAAGAGCUUGUGCCAUCUGAGAUUGCCCUUUCUCGUCUCCCUGCCACACUGGCAGAAUCCAUCAGUAGACCUUCUUCUGCUCCACCAGAUGCUGCUCGCGCCGUGCUCCAGCUGCAAAACCAGCAGUCGUCGCAGCAGCAGAGUUUGCAACACUCUGACGACGUCUCUUCUCAGCACGACCCGCAGCAGCAGCAGCAUCACCACGAGUCUGGCGCACUGAUCAACAAGCUCGUGCUGCACGCACUCGGCGCAAGUGUCGACCUCAACCAACGUCCGGGCUCUGCACAGAGCGACACAAGUCUGCUCAGCUCUGGACCAUCUUCGCGCGUCUCGCCUGCCAUGGUCGUGUCGACGCCUCGACGAACCUUGGUUCACGGAGAGGGCGACGCGUCAAGUACCAAUCCCACUGCUGUAUCGCAAUCAACGAGCCAUCCUCCGUUGCACCAAUCGCUAUCGCAACGGUCGGUACCGCUGCGAACAGAACUCGAUCGCAGACCAUCGCUCGGCAGCCCCAAUAGUAUCCGUUCGCAGUCCCCGAGCGACGCCCAGCUCUUCCAACAGCACCAAAUGUUGCCACCACAACAACACCAUCCGCAGCUUUCGGCGUCGUCUCUGGCAUCUUCCUCAGGGCCUUUAUCGUCCUCGGUGCCCGUGCGCAGACAGCUCUAUGCUCUGGCAUCUCCGCAACCUUCCCCUCGCGGCCCUCCAUUGGCGGCUGGCGCGGUAUCGGCACUGAUUGGUGCCAGCUCUUCUCCUAUCGCGUCGUCGCAUCCCCUGUCGUACCGCACGAUGAGUGGCUUGAGCCGUGGUAGUAGCGUGACGAGCAUUGCAGAAGAGUUCGAGGACGAUGCUAGCCAAAUGCACCACGUCAAAUGGUCUCGAUCAGCACCGAUGCCACUCCCGGAGGACGUGGUGCAACGGCUGAUGGAGCUACUUCGAGAACCUGAACCGCGCGAGCUGGCCGUUUCUGCCACAUCUCCCAUUGUCAUGAAUGAGAUAGCUCCAUGUGCACCAUCGUGCAGCAACAGCAGCAACAGCAGCAACAGCAGCAGCGGCAGCAAGCAAGCACCGUUGGCACCGGCAGCCAGUUCUGCGUGGAUCCUUGGUGCAGACAGCAAUUCCACCUCCAAACAUGCCGAGGAGAAUAGCAGCAGUGUCGGUUCCCGCCGAAGCUCGCAAGAGACGGUCGUUGGAGCCAACCCGUCGAAUCCGCAGCCCAACAAUAGCGCAUCCAACCCAUCCGCGGGAGGCAACACUGCCCAUCCUCCUCCGGCUCCACCGCCGGUUGUAUCUGCCUCCAAGAUUUCGCGCAAUAACUCGCUGUCUCAUCCGACCCCCAUUGCCAGUGGCACCAGCAGCUCUCUGGUGGACACACUCACCCACGCUGCUUCAACGGGCGACUUUUCCAGCUUUGAGGUUGUCAACAUUUUGCCACAUUCUACACCCAUGCAAAGCCUUCCAACUGGAUUUGGAAUGUACGCAACCUCGUCCACGCUGCGUGGAAGCACUGGCCAGCUGAAUGAGCUCUCUGCAUCGCUUGGUGCCUCGCUCGGACACAAUUUGGCGGCGAGUCGCGUGCGUUCGCAACCUGGUUCGCGAUCCAACUCGCUGACGCUGGCCGUGACAAACGCAAUUGCCGCACACGGGCUCGAAGGCGCGCCUGUGCACAACUUGGCAGCUCCUGUCCCGGUCCCGGCUUUGGCCAUCCUGCCUGGCCAACAGAGCUCGGUGAGCAGUAGCAACAGCGCCUCGAGCUCUGCGCGACAGUCGUACUUUCGAAGUUCAGGGUUGUACGAGUCGUCCGCCUCUUCUCCGGGCAAUGCGCCAGGCUCCCCGUCUUCGUCCUUUACGUACUCAUCAUCCCCUGGCACAAGCGGCUUUGCACCACCCCAAAAGGGCUUCCGAAGCAGUGGGUCGAGCACGGGCAGCGGCAGCGCGAACGGCAGCAACGUUGCCUUUCCCUUCGCAGGACCCAACAACUGGACUGGUGAGACGUUGGAUUACGAUCGGAGGCUCGUGUCCAUUUCGGAGAACGAUCGCGUCCGUCUGACCAUGAACGAGCAGCGCAUGGCAGAUCUCGAGUCGCUCGUUCGCCAACAGCAGUCAACGAUUUCUGCCCUUCAGUCCGCAUUAGAGCUUCAGAAAGCUGCUCUGUUGGCGACUGCCGACCUCGAACCAAAGAGCCGUCGAGCAUCCCUUUCGUCCGGGUCGGUCCCUGCCAAGAAAGACGGCCAUGCUGUAGUUGCCCGAACCAACUCGGGAUGAAAGUGACGAGUUGGAUAAUUUAGAACAAAAUUGUUUAUCUGAAUAAAAACCACCAUUGGAAAUAUCGAAUAA